Raphanus sativus (radish) is the source of this 2394-nucleotide messenger RNA. Its product is annotated as wall-associated receptor kinase-like 14. Gene Ontology annotation, molecular function: ATP binding; protein kinase activity. NCBI's taxonomy places the organism in Eukaryota, Viridiplantae, Streptophyta, Magnoliopsida, Brassicales, Brassicaceae. Gene Ontology annotation, biological process: protein phosphorylation. The transcript is spliced from 4 exons. Bases 189 to 2297 code for a protein of 702 amino acids. The record is from RefSeq and is a predicted model, not a curated record.
ACCCACUAGUCACGCUACCUUACCUGCCUACCAUCCGUCUCUCUCUAAUCAAACUUCAAUUCACGAUUACGAAGAAGCAGAUCACCGGAAAAAAAAAACUCAAAACGGAGAUUUCGACUCGCCGAUCAAACAGAUGAACUGAAGCUCGUAGUCGAAGAGGAAGCUGCUUAUCGGAUUCUAUCACGAAGAUGUUGAAUUUGAUUUUGAUCGCAAUCUUCAUCAUCGUCGUCGGAUCCGUCUCUUCAUCGUCUCCGUUUAACUCCACAACAGAGCCUUGUAACGGACGAUGCGGCGGAACGAUCCUACCCCACCCCUUCGGAUUCUCACCCGCCUGUCCGAUCCAACUCACCUGCUCCGCCGCCGGAGCGCAGAUCGGAGGCAUCUUCUCCGUGCAGAACGUGACGGAGAGGAGCAUAUUCGUCGGCGUUCCGCACGACUGCAACCGUAGCGUCGAAGCCAUGGGACCGUUAUUCAGCGAGCAUUACGCGCCGACGUCGGAGAACAGUUUCCUCAUGGAGGAGUGCGCGAACGCGACCGACGAAGGGUGCUCAAUCAAGCAGAAGUUUCUCGAGACUCAGCUGAAUCUCAAGAGCUGCGAUCCUCUCGGGAAGGAUAGGGUUAGCUGUUUCUCCACCGAUGCGAACUCGAGCAGCUCCAACGGCUCCUCGUCGCCGUCAGAGUUUUUCAGGAUGGAGGAUCUGAGGAGGAGCUCGUGCAAGAAGCUGUUCUCGUCGAUUGCGUUCGAGUCUGUGGGUGGGAAUGCGGGGAUAGCGCUGGAGUUUGAGCGUGUUAGGUUGGGUUGGUGGGUGAAGGGAGAGUGUGGGACGAGUGAGUCUACUUGCGAGGUUAAUGCCACGUGUAAGAGAGUUCGUACUCCUGAUGGGAGUGCGGGGCACAGGUGCUCGUGUAUGAAGGGAUACCACGGGGACGGAUUCAUCAAAUCUCCUUGCCGAAAAGUGAUACCGAACUGCCAUGGUUCAAGGCUUGUCCGGGGACAUUGUAGAUCGAAUCUUGCUAUUGUUGUAGGAGGAACUGUUGGUGGAGCAAUUUUGCUAGCUGGAUUGGCGAUUUUGUGCGUUUGUAAGCGGAGACGGUCUGCUUCUUUGAGAAGCCAUUUAAGCGCAAAGCGUCUUUUGAGUGAAGCUACAGGGAACACAAGUGUGGCGUUUUUCCCUUACAAGGACGUGGAGAAAGCAACGAAUUGUUUCUCUGAGAAGCAGAGGCUAGGAACAGGUGCCUACGGUACAGUCUAUAAAGGAAAGCUCCAAAACGAUGAAUGGGUUGCUAUCAAAAGACUCAAACACAGAGAUUCAGAGAGUGUUGAACAAGUCAUGAAUGAGAUCAAGCUUCUUUCCUCUGUGAGUCACCCAAACCUUGUCCGUCUCUUGGGUUGCUGUAUAGACCAAGGUGACCCGGUUCUCGUUUACGAGUUCAUGCCAAACAGAACUUUAUCAGAACAUCUACAGAGAGAGAUAGGGGACGGUCUUCCGUGGACUGUGCGUCUCACUGUCGCAACUCAAACAGCUAAAGCUAUCGCGUAUCUCCACUCUGCAAUGAACCCACCUAUCUAUCACCGUGACAUCAAAUCCAGCAACAUCCUUCUCGACUACGAUUUCAACUCCAAAGUUGCCGACUUCGGACUCUCUAGGCUCGGAAUGACUGAAACUUCACACAUUUCCACGGCUCCUCAAGGGACCCCUGGCUAUCUAGACCCGCAGUACCAUCAGUGCUUCCAUCUUUCUGAUAAGAGCGACGUCUACAGCUUUGGUGUCGUUCUUGCUGAGAUUAUUACGGGACUGAAAGUUGUCGAUUUCACCCGACCGCAUACUGAAAUCAACUUGGCAGCACUUGCUGUUGACAAAAUCGGGUCAGGUUGUCUUGACGAGAUUAUAGACCCGGUUCUCGACCUGAAUCUUGACGCAUGGACUCUCUCGUCUAUACACAGCGUGGCUGAGCUCGCAUUCCGAUGCUUAGCCUUUCACAGUGACAUGAGACCUACGAUGACUGAAGUAGCGGACGAGCUUGAGCAGAUACGGCUCAGCGGUUGGAUCCCAAACAUGAGCUUGGAUUCACCAACCGGUUCUCUCAGGUCAUCUGAUCAAGGAAGCGAAAGAUCAGCAUCGGUUAAGAAAACAUUAGCAGGAAGCAGAAGACUUGUUGUCCCUCCCAAGCAACCUGAUAUCCUCGCUUCUGUCGAAGAGAUGAAUGAUAACUCUCCAGUCUCGGUUCAAGAUCCUUGGUUAAGUGCACAGAGCUCACCGUCUACAAAUACAUUACUCGGUAACAUGCCUAGGUGAUGAUACAGAACGCUUUGUUCCACUUUAUUGUUUGUAAGUUCAUCUUUGUGUAGCUUGUAACAUCAUUUUUCAUAAUGAUAAGUAGAGAGAUUAACGA